Racocetra persica is the source of this 255-nucleotide messenger RNA. NCBI's taxonomy places the organism in Eukaryota, Fungi, Glomeromycota, Glomeromycetes, Diversisporales, Gigasporaceae. The record is from the annotation of a GenBank genome assembly.
AGAGGCUUAGAUGAUAUCCUCAAAGUACUUGAGAAACUUAAAAAGUCACAUUGUCAAAAUACACUUUUACGCUUUCAAUCUUUAGCAUUAAAAAAUUAUAUAGGUGAUGCUAAGAGUUCACCACAAAAACCUAUAGACAAAAAUUCAUGUAUCAUAAAUCUAGUGAAGCAUUAUAUACACCAUGAUCAUGAUGAUUCUGAUUAUGAUGAUCCGCCUUCACCAUCUCAUCAGGACAUUUUAGAUAUUCUCAAUUGA